AAUGCCUUCGGGUUUUCUGGCAGGUUCUCCACCAGUUGCCGCUCAAAAUUCCUGCGGAGACGUCUAACCAGUCCCUUCAACUGGUUCCUGGUUCGAGAGAAUCGGCAGUAGUCCAGGGUAUCUUGGGUUAGUAGGUAUCUCUUCCACAUUCUCUUCUUACGGUUCUGCAGCGUCAGGGCCUCGCGCGUCAUGUACAGGUUUCGCUUCCUGCCACCUGGGUGCUGCCUAGGGAUGCCGCGCUCGCAGAUGCCGUCCAGGACUUCUUGAAACGCUCGGUAGUGUUGGUCAACGGUGCAGCCAUCAGAGACAGGCCAGGUCGCCUCUCGCGCCAUUUGGACCAUCGCCCCAUAGUCGCCGCGGUGGAGUGCCGGUUUCAGUGUUGUCACUUGCUCGACUUCAGCGUAACACCGCAGGGUGAACGUCAGGACGACGUGGUCGCUACUGCCGAGUGGCGGAUGGCUGCGGAGGUCGAGGACCAUGCCUUCCUCGUUGGUCAGCACGAGGUCCAGGACGUGCGGCGUCUGUCCGGGGCGGUAUCUCGUUGGGGACAGCACGUGUUGAGUGAGGUAGUGGUCCCUAAAGAGUUCUAGAUAACGAUAAAGGUUGACAAGGACAUUGUGCUAGGUACUGCUAGACCAGCUCAAGCUACUGAGACGCUAGUGUGCCAAAAACCGUCCACAGGUGAAGGCUUGACCAGCAGCCAUGAGCAGCGGUUUUGUGAGCGAGGCUGAGCUGCAGAAGCAGAGAGAGGCAAGACAAAAGGAGUGGGAGAAAGUACGCACGGAGGACCAGCCGAUCGAGGCUCCUGAACCAGAGUAUGAUCAUAGGACAUUGUAUGACCGUCUUCAGGAGCAGAAAGAUAAAAAGCAGGAGGAGUGGGAGGAGUCGAGGAAGUUCAAAAACCAAAUAAAGAAUCUCGAUGAAGAUGAGUGCAGCUUUCUUGAUCUUGUCGACAAGACAAAAAUCGAGCAGCAGUCGAAGAUAAACCGAGAGGAAAACAAGGAGCUGGAGGAGUUUAGGAAGGCGCAGGCGUCGGCAGAGGAGGCGGCCACAGAACAGCGGCUGAAGGCGGAGGUGCAGCGGCCCUCGGCGCCGCCCGCCGCACGGGCCGCCGCAGCCGGCUCCAAACGCACGCAGAGCCAGCUCAUGGCCGGAGUGGUGAAGAAGAAGGCGCGUACCAACUCUGCCGGGGACGCCGCCGAGAAACCCGCACCGGCUGCUGCGUCGGAUGCGGCGGAGGGCAAAGGCGAUUCCGAGCCGCCCGUGGGAGCUGAUGAGACGACCCCGGUACCCGUGCCGGUGGAGGACGGGGCCGUAGAGUAUCCGUCGGCGCUAGAAUGUAUCGGCGUGCUCCCCGGAGUCGGCGCCUACUCUGACUCCAGCGACUCCGACUCGGAUGCCUCGAGCGACAUCUCGUGGCCGAAACCGAAGAAAAUGGUUGUCAGUUCUGCGAGUACCGCCGAAUCACACAAGGGGCACACCAACUGCACGUCAAAUUCCAAAGGCUGAGGAGACGACCCAAAUAUGGUCCCCCCAGUUCGAUCGCAGUUUUCUUGCAGGGCGGCAUACGGGAAUAAGGAGCACUCUGACGGUUGUGUACGGGAAGCACUUGUUUGUAGCGACUACGUGGCGCGUGCGCAUUUCCCUCUUUUACCACAUCCCUCGUUGGAUGUCUUGGUUUGAGGUACUCGUAGGUACCACUGUCAAGUGAAGAAGUAGCCCGUGUCGACGGGGUAAAAAGUGGCAACGGUGUGUCUUAUUCCAUUAAGUCUGCAGUUCGGUUGUGGAUGAAAUGAAAGCGCGGACGCAUCAGGUCCCGAUUAGCCAGCUUGCUCGAUAGAUAGCUUUUGAGGCAAUUUGUGUGCGACUUUGUUGUGUGCGUGUUUGUCGUGUGUUUGCGUAGUUUGUAUGCUCUCUUUCGGUGAGUGUGUGGACAGUGGCAGAUAAGCUGAGUCCUAGUUGUCUUUGCUGUUGGAUGCUGACGUUUUCUUUGUGAACUCUGUGCGAUGCUGUUCUGACCCUUGACCGGGCUGUGCACGUUGCGCUGCCGCUCUCGCGCUUCGGUCAGUGCGUAAGCGGGGCCGUCAUCGGUCCUGCCUUGAAGUGUGUUAGCAACGCUUCGAUAUGGUUGCCAUGAUUAUGAACGAUUCAGUUCUCUGUUUUGGAAUGACACAGGCACAUACAUGGAAUGAGCGUGGGAAAA
Molecule: messenger RNA, 2203 nt
Organism: Amphibalanus amphitrite
Lineage: Eukaryota; Metazoa; Arthropoda; Thecostraca; Balanomorpha; Balanidae
Product: PSME3-interacting protein-like
Exons: 6
Coding region: 703-1509 (268 amino acids)
Cellular component (GO): nucleus
Source: RefSeq, a predicted model, not a curated record